UUGCGCCAUGACUAACGGACGGUAGGAACUUCAUGGCCACCUUCCUAUUAUUUUUCUGGGUGUGGCAACUGUCCAGCUCGUCAUGAACGUUGUCAGUAUCAUGGAUAACGAAGUACAAAUACUAGAGAUGGUAUCUGAAGCCGAAAACCCAGAGAGUGAACACGAAGAAGGAGAAAUCAGCGAAGAUGACGAUGUUGACGGUGAGACGACGACGAGUAGCUGCUUCCCCCCUUCUCACCACCCUCACCACAACUACCCUCAACACUUCUCCUACUCUCCAGACUUUGCCCCAGAGAGGAGGUUACUCAAGAAGGGCUCACCCGUGACUUCUGAGGUUGUGAUCUAUGAUGAUCAUGGUCGCACUGCCAUUUUCACCAGUCCCAAGAAAAAGAAGAAGAAGAAUGUGCGAGAGCAUAGUAGUUACCCGCGGGCUCCUGAUGGAGCCAGAAGGUGGUCAAGAGAUGAGUCCAGUAAGUGGUGGGAGGAGAAGGAUGAAGGAAGUGGAAUGGUUCAAAAGGAAAUAGAUUUGGGUCGAAGAAGGCAGAGUGAAACUGCAGAACCAAGUGUCAAGAAAAAGAAAAAGAGUAAGUUAAAAGCAGGGAAGAAAUUGAGAGAGGAUGUGAUUGAGUUAGAAAAUGAUGCUUCUGAAGACUACCAAGUGCACAAGAAGGUGACUCAUGACCCUCCACACAGACACAGGAGCCCCAGCAGUACUAAUGAUAGUGAAACUCUAUCCUCUUCUGGUGAUGAUGAUGAGGAUGAUGAUUAUCAUGAUGAUAGUUCUUCAAAACCUUUAAGAAGCAGAGGGAAGGAGAACAAGCGGUCUCACACACUUAGUAAGAGUCACACAAGAUCUCCUCCACAUUUUGGUACCACAAAACCUACAUCACAGAGUUCUUCCAGUAAGCAACAACCAGCACCAGUUCAUAAAUCACAUUCAGAAAAGUCUUCUAGCAAACAUGUGUUGCCACAAAAAUCCACUCCAGCUAAGAAGAAGAAUCUAUAUAGGAAAUCUCCAUUGUCACACAGUUGCUAUAAAUCUUCCAAGGACCUGAAGAAAAGGAAAACAUCAUCCUUGCAGUCUCAAUACCGGUCCCAAGUAAAACCCAGUAAGACUAGUGUGAAAAGAAGUCACAAGAUAGAUGAUCUGACAUCAAUGCUUAAACUUAAUCAACCCUCCAAAGGGAAAACUCAUGACAUUGCUUUGAUGAAGGGCCAGAAACAGCCUCCACCAGGUAGCUUGGGAGAAAUGCUGUUGAAAAAAACAAUGAAGGGCAAGCUUAAAGUACGUCCAGAGGCUGGGGAGUCAGGUGGACUGAAAGUGAUUAAGGAGAAUGUAGAUACUAAGUCAAUGGAGGAAAAUAAGGGUGUAUCGGUACCUGUGGAAGACGUGUCGCCAGAAAUUGUAGUGCAGGAAUGUUACACUCUGGACCAGGAGGAUGAAGAUGAGUUGCAACUAAGGCUCAUUGCCCUUCAGUCGUCCCUCAAGGUUCUUAGUGGUGUGAGGAAAGAAGGUCAGCUGGAAAUGAUGGCAAGUGGGUCCUCAUUAACUGAAAAAUCCUCUCUCUUACAGGAGAAUAUACAAGGAAGAGGAGAAGGAUUUGAUCAAGAGUGCAUUAGCCUGUUGCAAUCAAGUGGAGAUAAGUUUCCCUUUAGUAGUACUUUAGAUAAUAGUGCACAGCAGCAAAAGUGGAAUGAGUCAUCUCAAAAUGUAACUGAAAUUUUGGAUUAUUUGAAUAAAAUACAAAAUGCUGAGAAAAGAAACUUUGGAUCAGAGGAUAACAGCUUGGGAGACGUUGAAGUUUCAUUAGAUGACUCGAGCCAGAGUUCUGUGAGGUCACUUACGACAACAUCAGAGAUUGUGAUGGAAUUUAUAGAUACAAACAAAAGCUAUAUGGAUGUCCAAGAGAGCAAUGGUCAUCUGAUUGGCAAUACAGAAGAACUGCAGAACGAAGUUAAAGAAUUGUCAGACUGUAACCAGGAUCCAGUUGACAUGGAUAUUUGUGACAGUUCACCAGGAGAGGAGGAAGAUGAGGACACAUUAGAUGAAGAAAUCAUACAAAAGGUGAAAGAGAGGGUCUGUUACAGUGUGGGAAGCCCUAUGGACACUGGAACAGCAGCCAUAAAAGAUUUUUUAAAUAGCUGUUCAAAUGAUAUAAAAGAGAACACUAGUCGUGGGUCGGAAAUGCCACCACAAAUUCCAGUUGAAUGGGCCUAUAUGAUGCCACCUCCCCCACCACCUGAUCAGCCAGCCAAUGAUCUCAGUAACAUAAACAAUUGGUGCUACGAUCAAAAUAUGUAUCUUCAAACUAUGCAAGCCCAAUACGAGUCUAAUAACUCUCAGUACAGCCACUAUGCUCUGCAGGAAACAAGCAGUGUAGACUGGACAGGGGGGCAGCAGUCUCAAAGUCCACAGUGGAAUUGCUCUGUUAAUGAGGAUCAUCAUACUGACUUGACAGUAAGUGAAGGUGUGGCACCUCCCUUGCCUUCAACUUCUCAAGAGUUUGAUACAAAUGAUAUCACUAAAGUAGAGAGUUUUGGUGUGACCUCUGAUGUGUCGGAAACCCAGAGGGACCUGAAAGACCUGCCAGCAGAGCAAUACCAAGCCUUCAUGUCAGUAGUGCUGAAGCAACAAACUGCGCAACCUAAACGCACCACCACAAAUGAUGUCCUUCAGAGGAACUUGAUUGAAGUUCCAUUAAUAAAAGAUGUUGGUAAUUGUUUAAAUCAUUUAGGCGAUACUCGGCAUCUCACAGCCGUAAAACAGGCUAGUGCACACCAAGGAAACAAUAUCCUGGUUACUAAGAGGAGUGAGGCAAAGAGAAGGAAAAGAAUAAAGACGAAGAUAAAAAAAAAAUUGAUAAAAAAAACAAAAAAUAAAGCUGCAGUAGCUAGAGAGUUGAAACAAGUGACUGAGGAAGUUAAUAACAAACAAAAGGUGGUAAAACAAACCAAAAAAGCUGCUGUAGCUAGAGAGUUGAGAUCAGUGACUAAGGAAGUUAAUAACGAACAAAUGGUGGAGUCUGUCCCGGAAGAUGAUGACGAAGAUCUGUUGCGUGCUAUUCUGCUGAUUGAUAUGACAAGAAAGAAACAGCAGAAGGAGGUAGUGUCAUCAGUGGAACAAGUACCAAUUACUGCAGAGGCUAGCAAGUUCACAGGAAUCCAGAAAAAUGUGGAUAAGCAGUUUGCUGGUGGAGUUAAGAAAAAAGGUGGUAGUUCACGUCUGCACAGCUUGCCUUUGUCAUCAGAUUCAUCCCCGGUAGCCAAAAUUCACUCUAAUCGAACAGCAUUGUUAAAGAAAGUGCACAAGCAACCUUCUAGGGUUAAGGAAGGUAGCCCAACACACAAGUUCAUGGUGGAUAUGCGACCAAGGCUAUCUGACAUUGGUGGUUUUGGUUUAGAUCCAAAAAGUAGCCGGUAUGAUUAUCCUAUUCCUCUUGACCAUCCCACCCACAACGAUGCGCCAAAGUUUAAAUUUCCACUCGUUAAGCCAGUUAUUAUCAACUUAAACUCUGAUUCUGAGGAUGAAACGGAAGAAAGCAAAGUGAUGAACCACCCGAGUAGCCAAGGCCCCAAGAAAGAAGCUGUGCCGGAAGCCACUACUAGUGGAACAUUUAGUUCCAGCAUUGAUCUUCUUUUAAAAAGCAUGCGCAAUGCUAAGCCCUUUGUUGAAGAUGGCAAAGACAUUCAGGAGAAACCAGGACCAUCUAGUAAAAGUUCACCCAGUAAUCCAUUGUUGAAGAGGUCAACAGUUGCUCACAAAGACUCAACUUCAAAUGUUGUUCGGCACUUGAGUCGAACUCAACAGGAAGAAUACCGGUGGCUAAAGGAGCAGCUGAGACAGAAAGAAUUACUCCAUAAAAGAAGACAGUUGCAACAACAGAAACCACCCAAUGCCAGGAGGACAAUAUCAGUUGUAUCUGGCAUCAACCAAUCUACCUUUAUUGGUGCUGAGAAUGCUGGUGAAAGCAUCAGAUCUCCCAGUUCAGGAGUUGCUAAUGCUAGUCAUGGGUUUAGUAAAUUUAGUGAAAGUCCUCCAAAGUCAGAUGUUGGAGCAUUAUCUGCUGCAAGUGGUAGUGGAGGAUUGACCUGCUCUAGAGAAGUGUGCUUGAAAGAAAUGGGAAGGUUGCAGAUUCAGCUAUCAAAUGUUGCUACUUGUAAUGACAGUAGUCUUAAAGCCAAAAUUGAUGAUUCUGGUGAGAAAAGGAAAGAUGAACAACAGUGUGAACUGAAAGAUGCUGCUGAAACAGGCGAGUCAUUCCAACAGAUGUCAAUGACAGAGGAUGAAGAUGAGGCGACUCUGAGGAUGAUGGUGCUGCAGACUCUGCAGCAAAAGAAGUUAUCAGGAAGAAAAACUUCUCAUGACGAUUUCCCCCAAAAUGUAGUAACUCCCAGUGAUAAGUAUGUUGCAGAAGAGAGUCCGUCUGAUUCUACACUGAAAUUGGUCAUUCGUCAGGAGAUUGAUGACAACACUGCAAGUAAAGCAAUAGAAGAAAGAGAAAAUCCACCACCUAGACUGCAAAGUAAUAGACGCAAGGUGAUUAUUGAAGAUGAUGUUGAUGAGACUAAGAACACUGGUAAACACAGGUGUAACAAUCAUGAGGAACAACAACUGGAUGAAGAAAUGGUUGGAGAAUGGAUGGUGUUGGAUGAGGUAAUUGGGGAGGAGAAUGAAGGGAAUGUUGGUGGUCACAGUAGUGACAAGGAGAAUGAACAGUCUCUUAAGCUUGAUAGUGCAACAAACAAGCCAGAGAAUGACAAAGGGGACAAGAUUAAGAAUGUUUUAGAUUGUUCCUUGACUACUGAAAACUUAGGUUGUACAUCAGUCAGAACCAGAGCUGGAAAGGCAUCAUAUAAGUCAGGUGAUUAUGAACAAAACCUGGAAGAAAACCGUGUUGAUGAUAAAGUCAGUGUGCAAUUUGGAGACCAAUCAGCAGAAGCUUUUCAUCAAGGUAAUGAUGACUUAGCAGAAGAAUUUGUCCGUAUGAAAGAUAAUUGUGUCACGAAGAUGCAAAGGGAAAAUAUUAAAUUAAAUGGUCAGACAGUAGAUAUGGAAGAGACACUGUGUAGUGGAGGUAAAAGUAAUGUGAUAGUACCCCCAAGUAAUUCCUCAAUUGAAAAGGAAGAGACCCAGAGACAAGAUGGUAUAAAGCUCUCAGAUGAGGAAGGUAAAGACUCUAGUUUAACAGAGGAGUCCACCAUGAGAAAUGUUAAGUGCUCCAUGAGCGAUGAACAGUGUAGCGUGCAUUCUGAAGAUGAUGUUCAAGGGACAAAACCGGCAGUAAGUAUUUUUACUGAAUCGAAAACUUGUAAGGAUAGCGAACCUGUUAAUGGUAAGGAGAAAGAUCAAUCUUUAGCAAAAUCUGGCCAACAUCUGCUGCUUGUACCUCCCUUAGAAAAGCCACAACUGUUAGUGUCAGAAAUAUUAAGUAAACAAGGACAAGAGGAGGCAAUGAAUACAAAGGAUUCCAAAAUGAACCCAAAUUCAGAGGAAAUUAGAGACAUUAUUCAGAAAGCAAGCCAGUCAGAACAAGGACUUGUUAGGGAUAAGAUUGAUGUGCAGGAAUCCAUCCCAAAGAAAUUUAUGACAAAACCCAAGGAACAGGAGAAAGGUUUGACAGGGGAAGCUCUAAGCACAAGCCUCACAAGAGCAACCAAAAUUAAUGUAUUGCAAAGGACAGAACCAAAUAUUAAAGCUGAAAUCAAUGCCUUGGUAAAAAUGGUUCAAGGAAAACAAUGCAAUCAGGUGAAUAAUUCUAAACCUGCCAAGACCAAGAGACUUCUGCUUUUAAAGAGAUUUGAACGUGAAUACAUUGAGAAGAGGCUUGGCUUGAAUAAAGUGAUAACCCAGCUGGGACCCCUGGUAGAAGAGGUAACAGUGGAGGAGCAGCAGAGGCAGUCACUUAGGAAGACCAUGAUGCAGAUGCGUGCACAGCUGAAGGCGAUGGAAAUGCAGCAUGAGACAAAAUCCAAUGCAUUAAAGACCAAGAUGGCACACAUAAGAGAGCUGCAGACACAGUUAACAAGUGACCGGCAGGCAAUAAGUGAAUUGAAACACAAGGCUGAGCUACUGGGUCGGCAGGAAGUUGGAAUUAGCUACAUUCUGCCCAAAGUCCAGGACUCCCCACAUUCCAAAACUAAAGAUAAGUUUAAAAAGAAGUUACUGGCCAGCAACAUCGAUGCUCUUCGCCAACAGAUGCGCGAAGUGUCAAACAGGAGCCGAGGCAGACUUCAAGUAGCUUUCCAUAAUGCAGAUAACCAGGGAACCAUUGGAAGAGGCAAAACACCUCAAGCAGAUGGUGAGAACGUUGGGAAAGGGUUUAACCUGAGACAAGAAACAGGUCCAUGGAAUCAACCUCUAGGCAGCCAUGUUAUUGCCACUAAAGGUAAUGUUAAAACUGCUGUAAAAAAUCUGUUCCAGGUCAGAAUUAAUGAAGACAAAUUGAUUCCGAGCGUUUCAAAAGGAAUCUCAAGCAAAACAACGAGUAAAGGUCCCUUGGUUGAUGUUGCAUCACUCAGAAACAAAAAUAACUUAAAACAUAAAUUAGAUCCAUCUAGUGACUGGGAAGUGACAAAAGCUGCCAAGAUUCAAGAUGGAGGAGACAACAACAACAUUUUCCAGCAGAGAACACCGGAAAGUGACUCUACUACUGCCGUUGGUCAGCGCCAGCAGAACGAACAAGCUGCCUCCAAAGUUAAAACAGCAUGUGAAAUAGAAGAUGGAGAGAAGCUUGAUGAGAUGAAUGAGCUGUGUCCCUACGAUUUGCUGGGCCGCUGCAAUGAUGACUCCUGCACAUACCAGCACUUUGCUCAGCCCAGGAAUGGAUCCCGCAGUAUGAUGAAACCUGCAGCAAGUCUUACAGCUAAGGCUGGAGAGCAGAAUUUGAGAAGUGGUCCAGAGACAGGGGUAGAGGCAGAUGCUGGUGGGACAGGAUCAGGACCAAACACUAGGACAGUUAGGAUGGGACCAGACACUGGGAUGGAUAGGGCGGCACCAGACACUGGGACGGAUAGGACAGAACCAGACACUGGGAUGAAUAGGAUGGGACUAGGCACUGGGAUGGGUAGGACAGAACUAGACUCUGGGUUGGAUAGGUUGGGACCAGACACUGGGUUGGUUAGGACGGCACCAAACACUGGGACAUAUGGGAUGGAAACAGACACUGGAACGAAUGGGACAGAUAGAACGGGACCAAACACAGGUAUGGAAGAGAUGGAGGCAGUCACUGCUGAGGAGACACCUGACCCCAAUCUUCUGCCUGCAGAUAUUAACAACAGUGGUUCUGGGGGUCCUGUGGGUGAUAAAUUCAUACCUUUGGAUUUCAGAAUUGAAGAUAAAUGUGCUCUCUCCAAAGAUGAUGGAAUGAAAUCCAGUGUUAUACAAAACUCGUAUGCAAGUACUUGUAGCACCUUACUUAAUAUUGUACACACCACCAUUGAUAAGAAUGAGGCUCUGACUAUGAGUGGUGUUGUGAAUAUACACAAGACAGAGAAGAGACCGAGAGCUAGUAAAGAGGAUGGUCCAUUAAAUAAUGUUGAUAAGAGCAUCUCCAGUGAGAAGACAGGUGAUGGCAUCAACUGCAAGAGAACUAGACUGAGCAGUAGAGAGCACACCACCACCAGUAUGUGUGGCACUGCAUCACCAAUUGUUGGGGAGGAGUUUGGAGUCAUAAGCAGUUGUCAUAAUUUCAGUCAAGAAUAUAAAAUUGUUACCCAUGAUUUGAACAGCAAAGCAUUAAUUUGCAUUGAUAAGCAUAUAGAGAGUAUGAUAGGUUUUAUUGAUAAAAUUUCUGAAGUGAGCACAAUCAACAAGUUGAAUAUGGAAACCUCUGCUGAUGAAGAUAAGGCUGGUCAACACAUGAAGACUGAAGAUGUAUACGUUGGUCAAAUGACAGAUGAUGUAGGAAGUAAAUGUAUUGAAUUAGGUGGUAUCACAGCCACUGCAGGUAUAGAGACUGUGUUGCAGGGCCAAGUCCAGCAGGAUGAUUCUCAAGAAAUGAUUAGCCAGGAAAGUCAUAAGCAGGACAGAAAAGGUCAAGAGAAUUCAAGUGGUGGAACACUCACACAUUACCAUAACUUGAACCAAAAAACUCUUACAUUGGAGAAGCCACUACAUGAACUUAACCAAGAUCAUCAGCUCCAGUCAGAUGAAGCUCAUUCAGAAGAAAUACUCACUAAAGUAAGUGAAGAGAAUGAAUCCAAAAUUACUAAUGCCUCAGUACAAAAAGACACUAUGAUCAACUGUGCUGCUGAAGAUGCAACUCGCACCGGGCGACCAAACACGCGUAAAAAAUCCCAAGUUGUCGACAGUGUGGCACUCGGUGAAGCUGUGUCAACCCGAUGUCGGAAACCAAAAGUAAGUAGAAGAGAAAACAGAAGAGGCAGAUCUAAGACUGUGGCAAUGAAGCUUCCCAAAGUUGGUCCAAAUGAAUGUGUUGAGAAUAGUGGUGCAAAUCGAUGUGGGUUGAAGAGGAAAGCCACACAAAAGAAAAAAAAUAAUAGACGAGGUUCAGCGAACAGAGGACGGAAAAAGUAGUUAAUUAUUUGUACUUAGACAUACUCAAAUAUGCAUUUAGUUCACAUUUGGAAAUUAAAUUCUCCUGCCAAGUUCGAUAAAGAGUAAGUUUUUAUAUAUAUAUAUAUAUAUAUAUAUAUAUAUACUCCAAAC
Homarus americanus (American lobster) is the source of this 8668-nucleotide messenger RNA. RefSeq lists its product as uncharacterized. The transcript is spliced from 8 exons. NCBI's taxonomy places the organism in Eukaryota, Metazoa, Arthropoda, Malacostraca, Decapoda, Nephropidae. The record is from RefSeq and is a predicted model, not a curated record. Bases 83 to 8536 code for a protein of 2817 amino acids.